AACUUUAAUAUGAAAUAAAUGGUGCCCAAAAGAUGACUAUAAAUGAUGGAGAGAGAAAAAGAUGGAGUAACAUCAAAACUUGUAAAACAAAGAGCAUAGCUAGAGAGAGAAAGAGCAUCAUGAAGUUCGCCAAAGAGCUACAAUCUCAAAUGGUGCCGGAAUGGAGAACAGCUUACAUGGACUACGACUCCUUAAAAUCCAUCUUAGAAGCGAUUGAAACCAAAAGGAAAACAACCCGUACGCCAAUUCAAAGGAAGCACACAAUUUACAGAAACUUCAGUGGUCUGACAAGAAAAUUAAGCUCAAGAUCUGUUUUAUCAGAAAUGGAGAGUCAAAUCCCUGAUAAGGAAUUUCGUCAAGUUGAUGAAGAAGUUAAGUUCGUGGCGCCGGUUGACGAUCUGGGUGAACUUGAAGUUGAGUUUUUUAAGAAGCUAGAUGAUGAAGUGAACAAAGUAGUGAAAUUCUACAAGGCGAAAGUGGAAGACGUGAUGAAUGAAGCUAAUAUGAUUAAUAAACAGAUGGAAGCUUUUAUUGCUUUUAGAAUUAAAGUUCAUGAUCCUCCAUCGAACUUCGAUGAGGGGUUGGAAAUGGCUCGUUUGGCUUCUGAAGUGGCUAAUGUUUCUCAUAUAUCUGUUUCUAGUCCAUCUCGAAACAGUGGAACAAGUGUAAUAGAUGUGAUAAAGGAAGAAGAGAGUUAUCAUGAGGUAUCAUCACCAUUUGAGGAUGAUAAAGAAGGUGUUAAGAAUGAGCCAGAAAUAGAAGACAUUGAUAAAUCAAAGGGGCAGGCAAAAGGAAAGAUUAAUGUAAGACAUGCUGCAUUGGACAUUCUUGAUCAGGUGAAAUUGAACAAUCCUCCAGACACACCUCGUUCGACUUUCAUAAGAAUCUUAAAGGGUCCAGCUCAGAAUGACUUGAAAUUCAACCGUUAUAGCCUUAAGAAAAUCGAACUACAGCUUAAAGAGGCUUUUGUUGAGUUUCAUUACAAACUCCGGCUUCUCAAAAGCUUUAGCUAUUUGAACAUGUUGGCAUUUUCUAAGAUCACAAAGAAAUAUGACAAGAUAUCAACAAGAAGUCUAUCAGCAUCUUACAUGAAGAUGGUGGAUAACACUUAUUUGGACAGCUCUGAGCUAAACAAACUUGUGGAGAGAGUUGAAGACGUAUACUCGAAACAUUUUGCAAAGUCAAAUCGCAAGAAAGCAAGGAAUGUCUUAAGGCCUAAGGCAAGGAGGGAAAGACAUAGGGUGACAUUCAUUAUGGGAUUUUUGUUUGGGUGUGCAAUCUCUCUUAUCGUAGCUUUAAUUUUGUUGUUGCGCGCUUACAACAUUUGGGAUAAUGAGCAUAGUCCCAAGUAUAUGGACAAUGUAUUUCCCCUUUAUAGCUUAUUCGGUUACUUGGUCCUUCACUUGAUUAUGUUUGCGGGAAACAUAUACUUCUGGAGAAGAUAUCGAGUGAAUUACUCGUUUAUAUUUGGUUUUAAAGAAGGAAAUGAGAUUGGUUAUAUACAAGUCUUAUUUGUUUGUUUUGCUAUAAUGGCUCUUGCUUUAUCAACUAUUCUUGCAAACCUAGAUAUGGAAAGGGAUCCAGUAACUAAAGAUUACAAUGUUCUAACUGAGCUUUUACCUCUUGGUCUACUAGUGCUACUCUUGUUAGUAUUAUUCUGCCCAAUCAAUAUCUUUUAUCGGUCAAGUCGAUUCUUCUUCAUCACUUGUCUAUUUCACUGCAUUUGUGCUCCUCUAUACAAGGUGGUACUUGCAGACUUUUUCUUGGCUGAUCAGUUUACUAGUCAGGUUCAAGCACUUAGAAGUCUGGAGUUCUAUAUUUGCUACUAUGGUUGGGGAGACUUUAGGAUUAGAGAGAAUAAUUGCCGUGAAAGUAAAGUCUUUAAUACUUUCUUAUUCAUUGUUGCUAUCAUCCCAUACUGGAUUCGAUUUCUUCAGUGUCUUAGGAGAAUGUCAGAAGGCAAAAAAGCUAGAGAAGGAGCAAAUGCAUUGAAAUAUUUAUCAACAAUUGUGGCGGUGAGCUUUAGAACGGCUAACACUCUUAACCAAUCAUUUGCAUGGAACUUGGCUGCAUGGAUUACAUCAGGAAUUGCAACAAUCUUUGUGAUGUAUUGGGAUAUUGUCAUAGAUUGGGGUCUCUUCCAAAAGAACUCGAAGAACAAAUGGCUAAGAGAUGAGCUAGUUAUCCCACACAAAAGCGUAUACUAUGUAGCGUCGGUCUUAAAUUUGUUGUUAAGAUUUGCGUGGAUGCAAACGGUUCUGAAAUUUGAGUUACCAUUCAUGCAUAGACAACUGAUGUUGGCGGUAAUAGCAGCUCUAGAGAUUAUUCGACGUGGCAUAUGGAAUUUCUUUAGGUUGGAGAAUGAGCAUUUGAACAAUGUGGGGAAUUUUCGCGCCUUCAAAUCGGUUCCCCUUCCAUUCCAAUACGAAGAUGAUGAGUUGAAGGAUGAGUAAUAUAUUGUUAUUGUCGUUCUUCUCCAAAAUUUUAAUGUAUAAUACUAUUAGUAAGACGUUAUAGAUCUUCUUCAAUUGUGACCAUAUAACCUACAUCAUAUAUUCCUUUUGAACACACUUUACAUCUUCUAAUUUACUAGGUAGUUUGCAUCAUUGGCUGUGUUAAUUAUUCUUUCCUAU
This is a messenger RNA of Impatiens glandulifera, 2633 nucleotides long. RefSeq names its product phosphate transporter PHO1 homolog 7-like. Bases 33 to 2453 code for a protein of 806 amino acids. The record is from RefSeq and is a predicted model, not a curated record. NCBI's taxonomy places the organism in Eukaryota, Viridiplantae, Streptophyta, Magnoliopsida, Ericales, Balsaminaceae. The transcript has 13 exons. Gene Ontology annotation, cellular component: plasma membrane; cytoplasm; trans-Golgi network. Gene Ontology annotation, biological process: cellular response to phosphate starvation; phosphate ion transport. Gene Ontology annotation, molecular function: inositol hexakisphosphate binding.